UGUGCCAGCGCACGCGCGCUCCCGGGAAGGAGCAGUCUCAGAUCCAGAACGAGCAGCCCCAGUUUUUCGGAAGCGAGUAUCAGGACUGGCUGCGAGCGGCCGGAGCCAGACGGCGCAGGGUCGCGGAAGAGGGCACAUGGCUGCUCUCCUGCUGCUGCCCCUGCUGUUGCUGCUGCCGCUGCUGCUGCGCCUCUGGCCCCAGUGGCGCUGGCUCGCCGCCGACUUGGCCUUCGCGGUGCGCGCCCUACGCUGCAAACGCACGCUCCGAGCGCGCGCCUUGGCCGCGGCCGCCGCCGACCCGCAGAGUCCCGAGGGGGGCUGCAGCCUGGCCUGGCGCCUCGCACAGCUGGCCCGCCAGCGGCCCGCGCACACCUUCCUCAUCCAGGGCGCGCGGCGCUUCAGCUACGCCGAGGCCGAGCGCCAGAGCAACCGGGCGGCGCGCGCCUUCCUGCGCGCUCGGGGCUGGGACGGGGGCCCGGGUGGCGGCGGCGGCGCGGGUGGCGCCCGGGAGGGCGAGCGGGCGGCCGGAAGCGGCGCGGCCCGGGCCGCGUGGGAAGGGGAUGGCGCGGCCCCUCUGGCACCCGGAGACACCGUGGCGCUGCUUCUCCCUGCCUGCGCGGAGUUCCUGUGGCUCUGGUUCGGGAUGGCCAAGGCCGGCCUGCGCACGGCCUUUGUGCCCACCGCCCUGCGCCGGGGACCCCUACUGCACUGCCUCCGCAGCUGCGGCGCGCGCGCGCUGGUCCUGGCGCCAGAGUUCGUGGAGUCCCUGGAACCAGAUCUGCCGGCCUUAAGAGCCAUGGGGCUCCACCUGUGGGCUGCAGGGCCUGAAACGCAUCCUGCUGGCAUCAGCGAUUUGCUGGCUGAGGUGUCUGCUGAAGUGGAUGAGCCUGUGCCUGGGUACCUGUCUGCCCCCCAGAGUGUGAUGGACACGUGCCUGUACAUCUUCACCUCGGGCACCACCGGCCUUCCCAAGGCUGCUCGGAUCAGUCACCUGAAGGUCCUGCAGUGCCAGGGUUUCUACCAGCUGUGUGGCGCCCGGCAGGAGGAUGUCAUCUACCUGGCCCUCCCACUCUACCACAUGUCUGGCUCCCUGCUGGGCAUCGUGGGCUGCUUGGGCAUUGGGGCCACAGUGGUGCUGAAGUCCAAGUUCUCAGCUGGUCAGUUUUGGGAGGACUGCCAGCAGCACGGGGUGACAGUGUUCCAGUACAUCGGAGAAUUGUGCCGCUAUCUCGUCAACCAGCCCCCGAACCAGGCAGAACGUGGGCACAAGGUUCGGCUGGCGGUGGGCAGCGGGCUGCGCCCAGACACCUGGGAGCGGUUCGUCCGGCGCUUCGGGCCCCUGCAGGUGCUGGAGACAUACGGACUGACCGAGGGCAACGUGGCCACUUUCAACUACACAGGACAGCGGGGCGCCGUGGGCCGUGCUUCCUGGCUCUACAAGCAAGUCUUCCCCUUCUCUUUGAUUCGCUAUGAUGUCACCACAGGAGAGCCGUUUCGGGACACCCGAGGGCACUGUGUGGCCACACCUCCAGGUGAGCCAGGGCUGCUGGUGGCUCCCGUGAGCCAGCAGUCGCCGUUCCUGGGCUACGCCGGGGGGCCAGAGCUGGCCCAGGGAAAGCUGCUGAAGGAUGUCUUCCGGCCGGGGGAUGUUUUCUUCAACACUGGGGACCUGUUGGUCUGCGAUGACCAAGGCUUCCUUCGCUUCCAUGACCGCACUGGGGACACCUUCAGGUGGAAGGGAGAGAACGUGGCCACGACCGAGGUGGCCGAGGCCCUGGAGGCCCUGGAUUUUCUCCAGGAGGUGAACGUCUAUGGAGUCACCGUGCCAGGACACGAAGGCAGAGCUGGAAUGGCAGCCCUGGUUCUGCGUCCCCCCCACUCUUUGGACCUUGGGCAGCUCUACACCCAUGUUACUGAGAACUUGCCGCCUUAUGCCUGGCCGCGGUUCCUAAGGCUGCAGGAGUCUCUGGCCACCACAGAGACCUUCAAGCAGCAGAAGGUUCGGAUGGCGAACGAGGGCUUUGACCCCAGUGCUCUGUCUGGCCCGCUCUACGUUCUGGACCUGGCUGGGGGCUCCUACCUGCCCCUCACGGCUGCCCGGUACACAGCCCUGCUGGCUGGGGACCUUCGCAUCUAAGAGCCCUGCCCCAGCUUGAGGGAGGGGCGUCGGGUGGGGACACGGCAGGUGCCCCGGGACUGUCAGGGAUCUUUUCUCUACCAGAUUUGUAAUCAUUCUUUUGUAAUAAAUGGGGCUGGAGCCA
Rhinolophus ferrumequinum (greater horseshoe bat) is the source of this 2261-nucleotide messenger RNA. It is a transcript of the gene SLC27A3, whose product is annotated as solute carrier family 27 member 3. The transcript has 10 exons. Gene Ontology annotation, molecular function: long-chain fatty acid-CoA ligase activity; long-chain fatty acid transmembrane transporter activity. Gene Ontology annotation, cellular component: endoplasmic reticulum; mitochondrion. NCBI's taxonomy places the organism in Eukaryota, Metazoa, Chordata, Mammalia, Chiroptera, Rhinolophidae. Bases 137 to 2137 code for a protein of 666 amino acids. The record is from RefSeq and is a predicted model, not a curated record.